AUGGCGAAGGACAGCGCGGCCGCGCUUCCCAACUUGUCUGCACUCGUCGGCCGCGAUGUGGCGGUGGGGCUCGCGGAGAAGGCCGGUGGACUGGCCAGUCUCGCCCGUCUUUCAGACGCAGCCCUUCGCCACCUCGGCCUCGACGCCGCGACGCAGUUUCAGCGGCAGAGGCACCUGCAUGCAGGCGACAUUGCCGAGGCGCCCGUCUUUUUGGAGUUCUUUGGUACCGACGAGGUGCGGGCGGACGAUAUGCAGGCGGCGAAGAAGGCAAUUGCCGUGCUGGCCCGCAAGUGCAGCAUUGCCGCCAAGGCCGACCUCGCCGGUAGCCCCGCAACAGGUGCGCUCGGCGAGGCAGAACUCGAAAAGGUGCGGCGCAGCUUCGAGGUGCUUCUGGCUGAGGGGAAGGUCAACGCCAUCGAUACGCAGGCGCUCCCUGUUCCACAUGUAUUUGUGCGGGGGGAAGAGGCGAAGAAGAAGCGCGGCGGUCGUCGCGAGUUUCGCAAGCAGCAGGCGCAGAAGGAUGCCCCUAGUGCGCUGGAGCGUGCCGUGUCGCAUGUCAAGAUGGGCGUCAGCGAGGAGGAGCAGUUGCAAUUGCUCAUGCAGCGCAGCGAUGUGCGGACGCAGCUGUUGAAGGGUGUGACGAAGGCGCCCGAGCAGCGCAAACGCCCGCGGGAGGCUGAUAGCGACGAGUACGACGAUUUGCUGCAAAUACGACUGUAG
Trypanosoma rangeli is the source of this 720-nucleotide messenger RNA. RefSeq lists its product as uncharacterized. Gene Ontology annotation, cellular component: precatalytic spliceosome; U4/U6 x U5 tri-snRNP complex; U4 snRNP. Lineage: Eukaryota; Euglenozoa; Kinetoplastea; Trypanosomatida; Trypanosomatidae. Gene Ontology annotation, biological process: spliceosomal tri-snRNP complex assembly; mRNA splicing, via spliceosome. The record is from RefSeq and is a predicted model, not a curated record. Bases 1 to 720 code for a protein of 239 amino acids. The transcript has a single exon.